Messenger RNA from Uncinocarpus reesii 1704, 1572 nucleotides. RefSeq lists its product as uncharacterized. The record is from RefSeq and is a predicted model, not a curated record. The coding region runs from base 1 to 1572 and encodes 523 amino acids. The transcript has 2 exons. Lineage: Eukaryota; Fungi; Ascomycota; Eurotiomycetes; Onygenales; Onygenaceae.
AUGUCCUCUACACGCUCUGUUGCAAAAGAACUCCCAUUGCUCCUGCAGACUGUCGACCUUCAAACGGCCUUGGAAGAUGACGAGAACAUGCUGCAAAAACUCACUUACCCUGGUCUUCGAGAUGAUUUUAUGCAUUACCUUUUUGCGCGCAGAUCAGAUAUCGAAGCCAUCGUAGCACGCCAUCUUGGUCUCUGCACGGGUAGUUGUCAGGUGGCAGAAGAGGGAUGGCUUCAUGGCAGCUUCAACCUCUGCAUUCCUGUCAAUAUCAGAGAUCCUCAUUAUGCAGCUAGACGGGUGCUCUUUAGGAUUCCACUUCCUUACAAAACCGGAGAGAUGAAAUAUCCAGGCAACUCGGAGGAGAAACUUCGUUGCGAAGUUGCAACGUAUGUCUGGAUGCAGCAGAACUGUCCUACUGUACCAAUUCCCAAUUUGCUAGGAUUUGGCUUUGCUGAUGGCCUGGGUUUUUCACCACUUCCGGCGGCUCCCUUUGUUCAUCGAAUGUUUUGGUAUGCUCGAUGCAUUCUCUUGUCUAUUUUUUGCAGAUCCUUGCCAUGUGCCUAUGUCAAACAGACACUCCCAAAGUUAGGCCAUGGAUACAUGAUUCUGGAAUAUGUCGAAGAAGCCAGCGCGAGCAUGCUAUCAAAGACCUGGAGCGACUUCCGCCAUGACGAUACCCGCAGGGCCAACCUCUUUCGCGAUAUGUCGCGAAUUAAUCUUACACUUGCUUGUCAACCCCUUCCUCACAUUGGCUCACUUAGAAUAGAUGAUCAAGGCUUCUUGCAUCUCAGCAACCGACCCCUUACGCUUCGUCUUCAGCAUUUGGAAAACGAAGGUAUUCCAACUCAUAUCGGCAGGGAUCAGGUGUACUUCACUUCCGAGUCCUAUGUGCUUGAUCUUCUGGCGUGUUACGACAACAAAUUGAGAUAUCAGCCGAACAGUGUACUCGAUAAGUUCGACGGAUGCGCUCAAAUGGCUGCAAUAACUGUCAUGCGAGCUACCCAUCCGCACUAUCUUCAACGCGGUCUUCGUCGUGGACCUUUUAUCCUCACUCUCACGGAUCUCCAUCAGAGCAACAUAUUUGUUGAUCAGGAUUGGAAUAUUAAAUAUAUAAUUGAUCUGGAAUGGGCUUGUUCGCAACCAGUCGAUAUGCUGCGGGCUCCUUAUUGGCUUACAGAUCGACCAGUAGACAGUCUCCUGCCUGACGAUGGUCUUGAAGAAUUCAGCAAAACCCAUAACGAAUUUCUGGAAAUAUUUGAGCAAGAGGAAAAGGCGAUACGAAAAGCGGAGUCUCAUAGACUGCUAUUCUGCCACUCACUUGCUGGUAUAAUUAGGAACGGCUUGGAGAACGGAAGCUUCUGGUUUUUCUAUGCGUUGGAAAAUCCCAAAGGACUAUUCUCUUUGUUCUUCUACCAUCUUAUGCCACGAUAUGGUGAUUCCACCAACCCAAAUUUCUACGAUGUAAUGAGUGCUUACUGGGACGUGAAUGCGGCUAAUGUUGUAGAGCGGAAGCUCAAAGAUAAGGAAGACUACGAGGCUAAUCUGCGGAAAGCAUUUACUGGAGAUGACCCUUGA